UACAAUUAUAAUGUCAUAAAAUAACUGUAGACAAUUACUCUUGUUCACGAUUUGUUUACAUUAAAUUAAUUAUGCGUUAUAAGUCAAUAGUUUUUAUUCCAUUUCUGUUUAACCAUCGCUGGAAGCAUUAGAAUGUUUGUUCUCAUUCCAUUUUUUUUUUGUUUUUGCUUAAUUUAAAUAUUUGUUGUAUAAUUAUUUCCUCUUUAAUUUAAAACAUAAAUUUUGUAAUUUUUAUACUCUCCUUUUUAUUGUGAUCUGGAUGCUCUAUGUGAUUAUGUGAAUCAAAUAAAACAUAUUUUUACCUAUGGUAGAUGUAAUUGGUCUAUUUGCAAUUGAAUUGUUAAAACAAAGAGAUCUUAACUUAUCAUGUCUGAAGUAGUUUCAUAUACACCUGUUAAAAAGGAAUUUGAUGCAUCAUCUGGAAACAAUAAUGAUAAUUCAAACAAUAAUUUUGAAGAGAAUGGAGAUAUUGAAAAUGAUCAAUUAAAUUCUAACUAUGACACAAUCUCAGAUUGUGGAACUUCUGUUCAUCGAUGUGAUAGAUGUGAUAACUAUGAAACUUUAAAUGAAGCAAGCCUAACAUCACAUUUAGUAACAUGUCAAGGAACAGAAAGUAAUAAUGAAAAUGAUCUACAAACAAAUCGUAAAUUAUUUGAAUGUGAUAUAUGCAACAUGAAAUUUUCAAAUGGUGCUAAUAUGAGGAGACAUAAAAUGAGACACACAGGAGUUAAACCUUAUGAAUGUAAAAUUUGUCAAAAGCGUUUUUUUAGGAAAGAUCAUUUAGCUGAACAUUUUACAACCCAUACAAAAUCAUUACCAUUUCAUUGUCCGAUUUGCAAUAGAGGAUUUCAACGUCAAAUUGCAAUGAGAGCACAUUUCCAAAAUGAACAUGUUGGUCAACAUGAUAUGGUUAAAUCGUGCCCAUUAUGUAAUUUUAGAGCUAGUUCAAUGAAAAGUUUAAGAGUCCAUUUUUUUAACCGACAUGGAAUUGACCUAGAUAACCCGGGUGUUAAUGUGAUAAAUUCUACUUUAACAAACCACAUACCUAUUGAAUACAAUAGUGGAAAUAUGAGUACUAGUGGAGCUUAUAGUGACAGUGGUGAUUCAAUCGGAGGAAGUCGAUCAGAAAGUAAUGCAACACCGCCAAUGCAUUUUCUUACACCACAUGUUGAAAUAUCAAUGACAGAACCCAAUUCUACAGAUUGCUCAUCUUUUUCCUCUUCUCAAGUUAAUGACAAUAAUAUGAAAACGGAACCUAUUCAAAAUUUAAAUAAUGAUGAUGUAUCUCAAGAUAAUGACUGUCCAAAUUCUCCACAGUCAACAGAUUCAAACUCUAAUAUGUCUACAUUACCAAUAUUAGCAGGAAAUAAUCGACAAGAAGGUGAAGUAAGUAUAAUCACACCAUCUGUUUCUCUCAUUCCAAUAAAACAAGAACAAGGAGAUGAAAAUGUACGAAAAAACAGUUCAAAUAAUGUCCAAAAUGGAGAAACUGAGUCUGGACGUUUUCAGCCAGCAUCAAGUUUAUCAUCAUUAAUCAAAGUAUCACCUCUAAAAUCAUUGUUGCGUGAUGAAUUUAAACGUAGUAUAAAUAUGAAUACCCCUGAAUUAUCUCAGCCUCAUAAUACAGAUCCUGGUAUUUGGAGGUAUAUAGCAUUUCAAAAAUCACUACAAUGUUCCUUUUGCGGUAUUACAUUUCCAGACCAAACUCUUUACUUUCUUCACAAAGGGUGUCAUUCUGAAACAAAUCCGUGGAAAUGCAAUAUUUGCGGAGAACAAUGUGGUAAUGUGUAUGAAUUUAAUUCUCACUUAUUAAGUAAAACCCAUCAAUAAUCUUUUUAUAUUAUUUUAUUUCCAAAGAAAAUAUAUAUGCAUAUUAUCAUCUAUUUUGUGAUGUAGUUUUAAUACUUUAAUAAACAAUGAAUCUAAUCACUGACAAGUAAUAACCAAAAUAAAAUAUUUCUAAAAAUAUGCUGCAAUGUUAGAUGCUUA
Messenger RNA from Diuraphis noxia (Russian wheat aphid), 1989 nucleotides. RefSeq lists its product as uncharacterized. Gene Ontology annotation, biological process: regulation of transcription by RNA polymerase II. Gene Ontology annotation, molecular function: RNA polymerase II cis-regulatory region sequence-specific DNA binding; DNA-binding transcription factor activity. The record is from RefSeq and is a predicted model, not a curated record. Lineage: Eukaryota; Metazoa; Arthropoda; Insecta; Hemiptera; Aphididae.